This is a messenger RNA of Perca flavescens (yellow perch), 3160 nucleotides long. Its product is annotated as inward rectifier potassium channel 2. Bases 439 to 1755 code for a protein of 438 amino acids. Gene Ontology annotation, cellular component: plasma membrane. Gene Ontology annotation, molecular function: inward rectifier potassium channel activity. The transcript is spliced from 2 exons. The record is from RefSeq and is a predicted model, not a curated record. NCBI's taxonomy places the organism in Eukaryota, Metazoa, Chordata, Actinopteri, Perciformes, Percidae. Gene Ontology annotation, biological process: regulation of monoatomic ion transmembrane transport; potassium ion import across plasma membrane.
CUUUGCAACGACAAACGUCUUCUUCAGUAUUGCUGGAGAGGGUUAUGGCAGAAUUUGAAGAGCAAGACGGGAAGCUAGGUGAACAUAAUAACAGAGCAUCAAAAAUAAAAGGUACGCAGUGUGCAUAUGUGGCGCAUAUGGGACUUAUUACAACAAGGAAACGGCAAAUUUGCACCGCAAGGACCAACAGCCCACUUCACUGAUGAGGUCCAAAGCAGCCGUCAGAUAGGAGUGACCUGCCCUCACCAAAAGUGCACAGCACGCCAGCAGAAGAACGGGCCUGCUCUCCCCUGUUCCCUGCAAGAUCCAAUCCUGUUGUCCACGUUUUCUGCUUGAGUUUGUCCCCGGGAUCAUUUAAAACUGUUUCUCCAACGCUUCUACCAAAAACUUAGACUGUUUUCCAAAGCAGAAUCGGCCCAGCCCUCCCAGGCGGAAGUAAUGGGGAGUGUGCGAAGCCACCGUUACAGCAUUGUGUCCUCUGAAGAAGACGGCAUGAAGCUGGCCACUAUUGCCGUUCCGAAUGGCUACGGAAACGGCAAUGUCAACAAGGUGCACACACAGCGCAAACAUCAGAGCCGCUUCGUCAGGAAGGAUGGCCACUGCAAUGUGCAGUUUAUCAAUAUGAGUGAGAAAGGCCAGCGGUACCUGGCAGAUAUCUUCACCACCUGCGUGGACAUCCGCUGGCGCUGGAUGCUGCUCGUAUUCUGCCUUUCCUUCCUGCUGUCAUGGUUAUUUUUUGGCUUUGUCUUCUGGGUAGUGGCCCUCUGUUACGGAGACUUAGAGAAUGAGACUCAGAUGUGUGUUUCCAAUGUAGACAGCUUCACCGCUGCCUUCUUGUUUUCAGUGGAGACCCAAACCACUAUUGGCUAUGGUUAUCGCUAUGUGACGGAGGAGUGCCCCGUUGCCGUCUUUGUGGUCGUCUUCCAAAGCAUUGUGGGCUGCAUCAUCGAUGCUUUCAUUAUCGGUGCUGUCAUGGCCAAGAUGGCCAAGCCCAAAAAGAGGAACGAGACCCUGGUGUUUAGCCAUUAUGCUGCAGUGGCCAUGAGGGAUGGUAAACUUUGCCUGAUGUGGCGUGUGGGGAACCUAAGGAAGAGUCACCUGGUGGAGGCCCAUGUCAGGGCCCAGCUACUCAAGUCUCGCACCACCGCCGAGGGAGAGUUCAUACCUCUAGAUCAGGUAGACAUUGACGUAGGCUUUGAUAGUGGCAUUGACAGAAUCUUCCUGGUGUCUCCUAUCACCAUUGUGCAUGAGAUUGAUGAGGACAGCCCGUUCUAUGAGAUGAGCAAACAGGAGUUGGAGACGUCAGAGUUUGAGAUCGUGGUGAUUCUGGAGGGCAUGGUGGAGGCUACAGCCAUGACCACUCAGUGUCGGAGCUCCUACGUGGCCAGCGAGAUCCUCUGGGGCUACCGCUUUGAGCCGGUGCUCUUUGAAGAAAAGAACUACUACAAAGUGGACUACUCUCGCUUUGAAAACACGUAUGAGGUACCCAGCACACCCAACUGUAGUGCCAGGGAACUAGCCGAGAAGAAAUCCAGCGCAGCCAGCUCGAGGAACUCCUUUUGCUACGAGAACGAAGUGGCUCUCGAAAAAGUCGAGAUGGAGGAGGAGUUUGAGGAGGAGGAAAACAGGGAGGUGAGGGGUGUUAAGGCCGCUGCACUCGAGGACACAAACACAGAUGUGGUGUCAGAGACUGAAUGCAAUGUGGAUUCUUUGCCUUUAGAAUCAAGGCCUUUGACAGCAGAAUCACAAAUAUGACUGCAGGGUUAAAAGAAGGGUUAAAAACUACUUCAGUGUAUGUUAAAACUAUUGCAUUUGAUCCUGUUGUUUAUAAUGCAUGACAGUUUGUGAAAAAAAUGUGAUUUGAGUAUGAAGUUCUCUUUGCAGAUGAUCACGCACAAGACACCAUGGGAAUCCAGACAUGAUAUAUUUUUUAUGGUGAUAAAUGAACUGGUUGCAUGGAGCUAUAGAGAUAAAAUGAGUUGGAUGCCUUCACUUACACACUGUGCAGUCUGCCCUACUUAUUUAGUAGAAUAGCCAAUUGGGUUCUGAAAAAAAUAUUGUUUCCUAGAAUAAUACAGUCUCUAAUUUAUUAAGUGCAUACUCCCAGUUUGCACAUUUUGCAUUGAACAUGCUGGGAAUAAUAGGUAUUUUUUUUAGGCCUAAACAUCCCAUAAGGUUGUAAAUGGCUAAAAUAAGUAUUUAUUUAUAUUACAUUUAAAAAAAAAGAGAUUUGUUUUGAAAUGCUGACGGCAUUUGAACUUCAAGAAUCUUGUUUUAAAGACUACUAAAAACAUUUUGACCAGUUAAACAACCUGCACAAAGGCUACUGUUUGUUAAUGAGCUGGUCUCUUAGCAAAGUAUAUUUACUGUCCUCUUCAGUGUGGUGGUCUUGGUGUGGCUCGCCUCGCACAGAUUACGAGCACAAGUACAUUGUGCUCCACAGGCCCAUCAUUGUCUACGUAUAGCAUCUUUUGCAAUGUGUGCCUUAACAAAAGUCUCAGUUCCGGUGGAGGCACACACUGCAAUAGAUGUUACAGGAAGAAGGGGAUUCCCUGUGCACUAUACUGCCACUCCUUGCUGGUAUUCAUGUUCUAAUGGUCAGUGGUAGAACGUGACAGGAAGCUCAACCCUGAGCCAAGGUUAUGAAUGUUGAUGAUAAGUGCUGCUAAGUUACAUAUUGUAUGUUUAGAGGGAAACCCACGAGCCAAAAUGUAUUAUUUGUCUUUUGAAGUAUCCAUUUUGAAGAUUGCAAAUGCAGCCUAUAAUGUUAUUUAUAGAUAUAGACCAGCAUGAUUCUGUCAGUGUGUUUUCCAAAGCUUUAGCGCACUUUUUUCCUCACCAGAGAAUUUGUUAUUUCUGAACAAACCCUUGCUUUCUUAAGAUCACGUCUGAUUGAUAUUUCAGUCACACAAUGUAGCACACUUGACUUCAGUCUUACACAAGAUUGAGCUUUCAUGUUUUUUAACUGUAAUUGUGACACAUUCAUGCUUGGAUCAGUGGAAGCCAGGACACUGUACUGCUUCUAGUAAGUAUUAUUUAAACUCAUUUUUAAAAACAUUUUACAUUUAAACAUUUGAUCUGUUCUCACAUUGACACUUCUCCUGUCUUAGGUCUUUAUUUUUCUACCAGGGUCAUCUUCCCACCUUCCUGCACAAACCAG